Messenger RNA from Pseudophryne corroboree (corroboree frog), 3491 nucleotides. It is a transcript of the gene REEP4, whose product is annotated as receptor accessory protein 4. The record is from RefSeq and is a predicted model, not a curated record. The coding region runs from base 149 to 925 and encodes 258 amino acids. Gene Ontology annotation, cellular component: endoplasmic reticulum membrane; cytoplasmic microtubule. Gene Ontology annotation, molecular function: microtubule binding. NCBI's taxonomy places the organism in Eukaryota, Metazoa, Chordata, Amphibia, Anura, Myobatrachidae. The transcript has 8 exons.
GUGGCAUGCUAUCUCUGAUUGGCAGACUCCUGUUUACAUCCAAAUUUCAGUUGCUAUGGCCACGCCCGGCGGAAGCGGAAGCGCAGUGAGAGCUGGGAGGCUCAGUACACAGCGACAGGGCUGACAGCAGCGGGUGAAGAGGAGCAGGAUGGUGUCCUGGAUCAUCUCCCGAGCUGUGGUGCUUGUCUUCGGUUUGUUGUAUCCUGCGUAUUCCUCGUACAAAGCCGUAAAAACCAAGAAUGUUCGUGAAUAUGUGCGCUGGAUGAUGUACUGGAUAGUCUUCUCUCUGUUCAUGACGGUAGAAACGUUUACAGACAUAUUUAUGUCCUGGUUCCCAUUUUACUAUGAGAUUAAAAUGGCCUUUGUGAUAUGGCUGCUGUCUCCGUACACAAGAGGAGCCAGCCUUCUGUACAGGAAGUGUGUGCAUCCUGCCUUAUCCCUGAGGGAGAAGGAGAUAGACUCUUAUAUUGUGCAGGCAAAGGAACGAAGCUACGAGUCGGUUGUGACCCUUGGACGGAAAGGUCUGAACAUAGCAGCCAGUGCAGCUGUGCAAGCGGCUACCAAGGGCCAGGGGGCGCUAGUGGGACGUCUGCGUAGUUUCAGUAUGCAUGACUUGAGAGAUCUCCCGGAUGAUACACCCAUACACUACAGAGACCCCCUGUAUCCUGAUGCAGCUGAGCUCCAUCGCCGCCCUAUUGGUUACACCACCCAGUCCCAGGCUGACAGCGACUCCAUGGAUGAGCGGUGGUCAGACACCGAUACCAAAUCCUCAGCAAGAACACGAGGUGGCCUACCUCCGAAACCUAUGCAGAGAAGCCAGAGUCUGAGGGUUAGCAAGAAGAAGGUGGUAACGAGGGAGGCAUCUACCAGGAGCAGUAAACCUAGAGCGAAGAAGAAGGUGGUGCAGUCUGAAUCGGAAAUGUAACUUAUGGUGGUGACUGCGGAAGGAGUGGCAAGCGGACCCCUCGCCCUCAUUGGCUGAAAGCUGAUAACACUGAAUGUUAAACCUAAUUUAAUGCUCACACUGGCUGCGUGUUAUGGUUUGAGACUUCAUGGUGUGUGUCUGUGUAAAGAUGUAGCAGUAUGUGACUGCCAAUCACUGCGGCUGCUUGUAUGUGUGUGUGGGUAAGAGGACAUACAUAUUUAUAGAUUUACAACCGCACUUGUACACGUUGUAUAAACAGAGCUGGGUACUGUUUCAUGAACUACAUUAUAUUAGGACAUGAAAGUUACCCUUCCGGUUUCAUCUGCUAUAAUACUGCCCAGAAACACCAGUCUAAUGAUAUUUCAGCCAACAGAGACUGGAUGUGGCUCAUCUGACACCAGACCGCCCCCUUUAUUCCUCCCCCCUCCUCCUCCUCCUCUCCUUUACCUUCUUAGUCUGCUGCACACUGCAAAGAGCGGCCAUUUAAUUACUGGGGAGGAGGCGUAGUAGUCCCACUUUCUUUUCCCAUCUCCCUAUAGCCCUACUCUGUCACAUCCCCUACCACUGUCCUCUCCGCUCUGCAGACGUCCAUAUGUGUAACCAUUACUUUUUGGAUGGGGAAGGGGGGGUGUUACAUAUAGUUGUGUCCACCAAGGAUGUCUACUAAUAUGUUUUAGGUGUAACUGCUCUGGCUGUGCGACUCAGGGAUAUAGCGACUCCCAUCCUCCAUAGUGUUCCCCAUUCUGGACCUUGGUUACCCCUUUCUACACCUUUUGCAGUCACAUGAGCUGUAUGGUCUUCUGUAAGUGUUACAACAGCACCUCUGUGCUAAGGGUGUUUGCGUCUUACUUGCGAAAGCUGGUGGAUUAAUAUGACAUUACUGUACUUGGUUUUAUUCCUAGAACAAUGUGUGUGUAUAUUUAUCAUUUACAUGUUUGUCUGUUUUGUACAGUACACUACAUUCCCCACGUCUGUACUUUUGUCCAGUGUCACAUUCUGGUUCUCAGGACUGUGGUCCUGGUUUCAUAUGCAGUGUAUGCUUCGUCCAUUUCUUGCUGCGGUCUGGACCAUGCUGAGGGCUCACACUGUGACACGUCAAACCAACAUCUGAUAUGAAUCCUUCGUAAAAGGGAUAUUCACCCACAAGCGCAACCUCCUGCAGCAUUGUAUUGUCCAACUUUAUUAUUCCAGAGUCACUUGAGAGAGAAUGGAGCAUCUCUGAUUCCCGCCAUGUGAUUGGACAGUCACCUAUACCAUGUGAUAUGACCAGCACCAGUGGGCACUUAGAUAUUCUCUCUUAACAUUCAUUCCGGAAGUUAGUGCGGAACAGUUCGAUCUUCAAACAUUGGGGAUAGACUGAGGAUGUUUCUAGCCACAAUACACUUUAAGCAGAAACGUAGUAAGGUGCAUUGUAGAUAGACAUGUGAUCUGAAACGGCUUAAAGUGAGAGCAGUGUCUAUUACCGUCACAUGUAUGUGCCAAUCUGUUUUUGUUAACACCAUUUCUUGUACCAUUCUAUCCCUGAACUACUGUAUAUACUUCCUGCACAUAAGCUGGAGGUAUGUGUAUGGUACACACUAGAUGCAAUAAUUUACUGUCACUUUUUUUGUAUUUUGAUAUUUUAUUAGUAUUUGGACUUUCUUUUUUUUAUUAACGGUUAAAGUUUUUUGUUUCAGUUGGAAGCCGUUGCGGAUCAGAGAGAACCUGUUGCGUUUUGCUUUCACAUGCUAUGGAGAUGGCCUAGUUUUCAUACUUAAAAAAGAUUUUCUACCCACGUGCUGCUUUUAUCAAAUAGUUUUAUGUUUUCAGUUUUGGCCAUGUAUAGUUGCUUCAGGAGCAUUGGGAUAUGUCACCAGCGUGUAAUGCAGGGAGCAUGUUAUCUCUAUGAAUGCAUGGCUAUAAGCAGAGGGAGGUUAGAUAAAUGAAGAAAAGCCUUUAGUAAAACUUGCAGGAGGGCUCAAAGCAAAAUGAUCUGAAGAUUGAAUGUCUCUCCCUUUUUAUAAGCCUGUUAAGAAAUGUAGCCUGAAGCUAUAAUCUGACGAUUAAAGGACACCCAUAUUCAAUAAAUGUGUCUUCCAAAACCUCUCGUGCUGAUGACCAAAGCUGCGUGACCUGUAACCCUCUUAAUGUUUUGUACUACGAGAACUUGUUUUCUCUCAAUUGCACUCUUUCUUGUGUGUCCAAAUUCUAAUCCCACUACUAUGCAGAAAGGGUUACAAUGGUCCUAUUGUCUGUGUAUUUAUAUAUGUGAGAUGUCUACUGUAUUCAAAUCACAUUUGCUGAAAGGUCUAUUUUAAUGGAACAGCAUCAUCAUUUUCCACAGAUGAAUUCCAUUGUUUGUGAAAACGGUAAUAUUUUCUGAGUGUGCCAAAGCUUAGCUGCCACAGUCUGUUCAGAAAUUGGGACUCUUUGGUCCCUGGGUGUACAAAAUAUCCUAAGACUGCCCUGUAAUUUGGGUCCAGCGAUUGUCUCAAGUGCCUAAUGUUUUGACCACUUUUAUAUGUUUGACAUUCUCUGUCUUUUUUGAUACCCCUUCAAAAUAAACUUUUUUUUUGUGUAUUGCUAA